AUGUUAAAUCAGAGAAUCCACCCGGGCAUGCUCUUACUCCUGAUGUUUCUGUGCCACUUCAUGGAAGAUCACACAGUGCAGGCUGGGAACUGCUGGCUCCGGCAGGCGCGGAACGGCCGCUGCCAGGUCCUCUACAAAACCGACCUCAGCAAGGAGGAGUGCUGCAAGACCGGCCGCCUGACAACUUCGUGGACGGAAGAGGACGUCAACGACAACACGCUUUUUAAGUGGAUGAUUUUUAAUGGGGGAGCCCCAAACUGCAUUCCGUGCAAAGAAACGUGCGAGAACGUGGACUGUGGACCCGGGAAGAAAUGUAAAAUGAACAAGAAGAACAAACCUCGGUGUGUUUGUGCUCCGGAUUGCUCUAAUAUCACUUGGAAGGGCCCCGUGUGUGGCUUAGAUGGGAAAACCUACAGGAACGAGUGUGCCCUUCUCAAAGCCAGAUGUAAAGAACAGCCCGAACUUGAAGUCCAGUAUCAGGGCAAAUGCAAAAAGACCUGUAGGGAUGUUUUAUGCCCAGGCAGCUCCACGUGUGUGGUUGACCAAACUAAUAAUGCCUACUGCGUGACAUGUAAUCGAAUUUGCCCAGAGCCUACCUCCCCUGAACAGUAUCUCUGCGGGAAUGACGGCAUAACUUAUGCCAGUGCCUGCCACCUGAGGAAAGCUACCUGCUUACUGGGCAGAUCCAUUGGAUUAGCCUACGAAGGAAAAUGCAUCAAAGCCAAAUCCUGUGAAGACAUUCAGUGCAGUGCUGGGAAGAAAUGCUUGUGGGAUUUUAAGGUUGGCAGAGGUCGGUGCGCCCUCUGCGAUGAGCCAUGCCCUGAAAGCAAGUCAGACGAGGCAGUCUGUGCCAGCGAUAACACAACUUACCUAAGCGAGCGUGCCAUGAAAGAGGCAGCCUGCUCCAUGGGUGUGCUUCUAGAAGUAAAGCACUCUGGAUCUUGCAACUCCAUUAAUGAAGACCCAGAGGAAGAAGAGGAAGAUGAAGAGCAGGACUACAGCUUUCCUGUAUCUUCCAUUCUAGAGUGGUAA
Gymnogyps californianus (California condor) is the source of this 1032-nucleotide messenger RNA. RefSeq names its product follistatin-like. Gene Ontology annotation, biological process: cell differentiation; multicellular organism development; negative regulation of activin receptor signaling pathway. The transcript has 6 exons. Bases 1 to 1032 code for a protein of 343 amino acids. The record is from RefSeq and is a predicted model, not a curated record. Lineage: Eukaryota; Metazoa; Chordata; Aves; Accipitriformes; Cathartidae. Gene Ontology annotation, molecular function: protein binding; activin binding.